Messenger RNA from Diceros bicornis minor, 3632 nucleotides. Its product is annotated as zinc finger X-linked protein ZXDB. The transcript has a single exon. Gene Ontology annotation, molecular function: transcription coregulator activity. Gene Ontology annotation, cellular component: nucleus. NCBI's taxonomy places the organism in Eukaryota, Metazoa, Chordata, Mammalia, Perissodactyla, Rhinocerotidae. The record is from RefSeq and is a predicted model, not a curated record. Gene Ontology annotation, biological process: regulation of transcription by RNA polymerase II. Bases 72 to 2522 code for a protein of 816 amino acids.
GGCCCGCGGCAGGGGGCGGGGUUGCGCCUCCUCCGCGGCUCUGGUUCCAGCGGAGCCUCACCGACGCGGAGAUGGAAAUCCCGAGGCUGCUCCCGGCUCGCGGGACGCGACAGGGCGGCGGCGCUGGCAGCUCCGCGGGCGGCGGCCGGGUCCACGAAGGUCUUGACCCGCGGGCUGGCCAGGCCCCCGCGCACCGCCUCCUGCUGCUCCGGGGCCCGCAAGAUGGCGGGCCCGGGCGGCGGCGCCAGGAGGCCCGCGCGGCCUCACGGGGCCCUGGCCCGGGCCCGUUGGCGCCGAGGCCCGAUCACGCUGGCGGCGGCGGCGGCGGCGGCGGCGGCGGCGGCGGCGGCGGCGACUUCUUCCUGGUGCUGCUGGACCCGGUGGGUGGCGACGUGGAGACCGCGGGUGCCGGCCAGGCCUCAGGGCCUGUAUGGAGGGAGGAGGCCGAGCAGGGCUCACGGCUCCAGGGGGGCGAGAGCAGCGCGAACCCCACGGGCCACCCUGCGCUGGGCUCCCGUUGCCUGUCUGCAGUCCCCGCCCCUGCCCGGGCCCCGGCCCAGGCCCCUGCCCCGAUCCCUGCCCCAGGCCUGGGCCCCGCCGCGGCCUUCGCGGGCACCGUCACUAUCCACAACCAAAACCUGCUGUUGCGCUUCGAGAACGGCGUCCUCACCCUGGCCACGCCCCCGCCGCCAGCCUGGGAGCCUGGGGUCGCGCCUGCCCCGCAGCCGGGGGGUCUGAUCGCCCCGCAAGCAGAGGUCCCGCACGCCGCGCAGCCCGGCGACUGCCCCGAGCUGCCGCCCGACCUCCUGCUGGCCGAGCCGGCCGAACCUGCGCCCGUCCCGCCGCCCGAGGAGGAGGCAGAGGGGCCGGCCGCCGCUGAGAGUCCCCGCGGGCCGCUGGGCCCGGGCCCGGGCGUGGUGCUGUACCUGUGUCCCGAGGCACAGUGCGGACAAACCUUCGCCAAGAAGCACCAGCUGAAGGUGCACCUGCUGACGCACAGCAGCAGCCAGGGCCAGCGGCCCUUCAAGUGCCCCCUGGGCGGCUGCGGCUGGACCUUCACCACGUCGUACAAACUCAAGAGGCACCUGCAGUCGCACGACAAACUCCGGCCAUUUGGCUGCCCGGUGGAGGGCUGUGGCAAGAGCUUCACCACCGUGUAUAACCUCAAGGCGCACAUGAAGGGCCAUGAACAGGAGAACGCGUUCAAAUGCGAGGUGUGCGAGGAGAGCUUCCCCACGCAGGCCAAGCUCAGCGCACACCAGCGCAGCCACUUCGAGCCGGAGAGGCCCUACCAGUGCGCGUUUUCUGGCUGCAAGAAGACAUUUAUCACAGUGAGUGCCCUGUUUUCCCAUAACCGUGCCCACUUCAGGGAACAGGAACUCUUUUCCUGCUCCUUUCCUGGCUGCAGCAAACAGUACGACAAAGCUUGUCGGCUGAAAAUUCACCUGCGGAGCCACACCGGCGAGAGACCUUUCCUUUGUGAUUUUGACGGCUGUGGCUGGAACUUCACCAGUAUGUCCAAACUCUUAAGGCACAAAAGGAAGCACGACGAUGACCGGAGGUUCAUGUGUCCUGUGGAAGGCUGUGGGAAAUCUUUCACGAGGGCCGAGCAUCUGAAAGGCCACAGCAUAACCCACCUGGGAACAAAGCCGUUUGUGUGCCCCGUGGAAGGCUGCUGUGCCAGGUUCUCUGCUCGAAGUAGCCUCUACAUUCACUCCAAGAAGCACUUGCAGGAUGUGGACACUUGGAAAAGCCGUUGCCCAGUCUCCACUUGUAAUAAACUCUUCACAUCCAAGCACAGCAUGAAGACCCACAUGGCCAAAAGGCACAACCUAGGCCAGGAUCUCUUAGCUCAGUUAGAAGCUGCAAAUUCUCUUACGCCCAGCAGUGAACUUGCCAGCCAGGGACAGAGGGAUCUCAGCGAUGCAGAGCUAGUGCCUCUCUUCUCUGACGUGCCUGGCAAUAGUUCUGCUGCGGUGCUAGACACGGCAUUGGUGAACUCUGGAAUCUUGACUAUUGAUGUGGCUUCCGUGAGCUCAACUCUGGCAGGGAACCUUCCCGCUAAUAAUAAUUCCUUAGGGCAGACUGUGGACCCUCGGGCCUUGAUGGCCACCAGUGACCUUCCUCAAAGUCUGGAUACCUCUCUCUUUUUUGGAACGACAGCCGCCGGUUUUCAGCAGAGCCCCUUAGAAAUGGAUGAUGUCUCAAGUCUAAGUGCUGGGCCGUUGGGAUCUCUGAGCUCUUUGGCUAUGAAAAACUCGAGUCAAGACCCCCAAACUUUGACCCCCAGCAGUAAGCUAACAGUGGACACAGAUGCUCUGACUCCUUCAAGCACCCUUUGUGAAAACAGUGUCUCAGAUCUGCUGACGCCAACCAAAGCAGAAUGGAACAUACAUCCUGACUCUGACUUCUUUGGACAGGAGGAAGAAACCCAGUUUGGAUUCUCCAAUGCAGCAGGAAACCAUGGUUCUCAGAAAGAAACAGAUCUUAUCACAGUGACUGGCAGCUCCUUUUUGGUAUGAACUAACUCUAUUCAUUCCCCGCCACAUGGCUUACUUUUACUAAUUACACUCAAUUGUAAGGAUAUUCUGGACUAAACGUUUAAAUGCAGUCAUGACUUAUAGGUUUGAAAAAGAACAGAGCCCUGGGCUACAAGUUUGGAGAUUUAAAUUCUGAUCUUGAGUCUGGAACUGACAAGUUGUGUGACCCUGAGCAAGUCACUUCACCUAUCUGAGCCUUAAUUUCCUUAUUUAUAAAAUGAGGUGGUUUGAGCAGAUUGUUUCUAAGGUGUUUUCAGCUCUGUAUUUUCAUGAUUUUGUGCUUUCUUGAAAAUUUUAAGUUGUUUUACAAUGAUUAACUUUUCCAUGUUCUUCUAAUGCAAUGAAAAGUAUGUUGAGAGUUAAUGAUCAGAGACCAUGGAACUGGUGUUUAACUUUAAAAAUUUAAUGAAAAUUUUACAUAAUGCCAAAAAAUUUCUAAAAUCUAGUGGUAGAACUUAAAAGAAAAGAAAGCUGAAAAUAUGGAUUGGUUCUUUUUACAUGUUUAUCUUUUAGCCUCUUUUUUGAUGGAAGGCUCUGUUGUGGUAGAAAGUACCAGGGAUUUGAUGUGACUCAGACCCAGAAAUACUGACUUUGUGGUAUUGAAUAAAUGGCCUUAAAUAAGUCAUUUAGUCUCACUAAGCCUCAGUUUCCUAGCUCUAAAAUGGUCAUUGUAAUGUACACAUACCUGGUGCAUCUUAGACUUCUUUUUCUAUCCCCGUAGUUAGUUUUGGAGGGAAAAUGUUAUGUGUUUUGGCAUGUUUUGGUGAAUCUUUAUCACCUUUCCUGCCCCUCUUAUUCCCUCCUCAAAAAGGAGAAUUUAGCAUAAUUUGAUAUCGCACUUGUGCAGGAAAUAAAGGUACAUGAGAGUUAAGAAGCGUGGAAGAGAAUGUCUUAAUUCCGCAGAUUAAGAAGGAUAUUUUUUCCACACAAUUCUUGUGUGACAUUGCCCACAUGUCCUUUAGACCAAAUUAUAGUAUCUUUGCUCUGUAUUCAAAGCCAGACCAUAAAGUGACUAUAGAACCUGUGGUUCCAAGAAAAUCUGGGAAUGGACCAAAGUGAGAUUUUCUCCCCUCUGUGCCCAUAGACACACAC